AUGUCCAACAACUCUGUCCCUCUUCUCGCUCCGAGUUUCUCUUUCUCUCCUCUCCUCUGUGCCGCGUGCGUGUUUAGCUCGCCAACCCUUCCUGUCUUCCCCAGAGUUCCAUGCCCCGUUCUUGGUGUUUUGGGGGGGGGGGGGAGGGGGGAAGCCCUAUGCGUGUCCGGAUAUCUUCGUGUACGCCCGGAACGCCGCCCAUAUGACAAGUUGAAAAGAAAAAAAAACCCUCCGUAUGGGUCGCUGCCUCCUCUCUCUGAUGUAUCGCUAUGCUUGCUAGCAACGAAUGUAUGCCCGCUCCCUUUCUUCAGGGGACCAAACCCCUACUACCUGGUCACAGUGUACCAACCCAACCCGUUUUCGUUCCCAAAAGAGAAUGUUGACACAUGCCCAAGCCUAGCCUGA
Molecule: messenger RNA, 405 nt
Organism: Colletotrichum paranaense
Lineage: Eukaryota; Fungi; Ascomycota; Sordariomycetes; Glomerellales; Glomerellaceae
Exons: 2
Coding region: 1-405 (134 amino acids)
Source: RefSeq, a predicted model, not a curated record